Messenger RNA from Daldinia vernicosa, 1022 nucleotides. RefSeq lists its product as uncharacterized. The transcript has a single exon. Bases 201 to 806 code for a protein of 201 amino acids. The record is from RefSeq and is a predicted model, not a curated record. NCBI's taxonomy places the organism in Eukaryota, Fungi, Ascomycota, Sordariomycetes, Xylariales, Hypoxylaceae.
CCCAGAUCGACCGCUGGUAGUGAGGCUCCUUCAUCAACUGCUUGCGGUAACAAAGCUGAUGUGGGAGAUUUUACGCUCAAUGUAAGUGGCGAGCAUCCUAUCUCCAAAUGGUGCCGAGUAACGACUAAUACUGCAACCAGUUCGAUGAUCUACCACCCCUUGGAGUCGGAUCUGGUGUAGACCCUCACGACGUUGGCCCGAUGCCAAUGUUGAGCCCACACCAUCGGUUCUACUUCUCGCAAGGAUUCAGCGUCCUUCCCCCACCUCCCACUCCGUUUGUACCGUCUUCCGGAAAUCUGAUGCUCCAAUUUACACCAUCGUCCAUGUCGAAUUUGUCUGAUCCCGGUGUGCCCCGAGACACAGCAAGGAUUGGCGUCGGACCCCAAGCCUCGUCGCCCUGCUUCUCAUUCAAUCUCAACGGCUUCAGCCUUGGUUGUGACUCCAAGGAUUCUCCUUGCGUUUUCAACUUUACAGGACUGCGGUUCGACCAACAGUCCCAGCAGGAGAAGGAAGUGGCUUGGCUGACGGUCGAUGUAUCAGCAUGUACCAGCACGGAUCAUUGCGAACUUGUUCCAGUUGUGUUCAAGGGAUUUGACAACUUGACAUCAGUCCAAGUCGCCCUCAAGGUGGACGAGAAGGCCAAGGUCUGGUGGGCAGAUGAUCUCGCCCUUGGAUGGUCCGAUAACCAGUGCGAGAAGGCCAUCUGCCGAUCAAAGGUCCGCGAUUCUGUUCGAAAACGUGACGGAGUUUCUAGCGGUCGAAAACCGAGAUCGAGGCUAUUGGACUUUGCUUUGUUCCGUGGUUGAAUCGCCGCACUGGAGUGCCACAGGUAGGCACCCCCUUUAAACAUUCGUCCUAGUUUGCUACUUGCCGGGAGGUUUUCUUGAGAUGUAGCAGGAGCCCAGUUUGUAGGUGGGGUUAUUGCCCUGGUCUAUGGGAUAAUAGGUAUGUGGGAGAUGGAAGAGAUGAAGUCCAACGUGGUGGCAUUUUUGGUCGGUUCUGUGUCCUCAUGUACUAUCAUG